Molecule: messenger RNA, 3981 nt
Organism: Tympanuchus pallidicinctus (lesser prairie-chicken)
Lineage: Eukaryota; Metazoa; Chordata; Aves; Galliformes; Phasianidae
Product: retinol dehydrogenase 8-like
Exons: 6
Coding region: 2318-3271 (317 amino acids)
Biological process (GO): estrogen biosynthetic process
Cellular component (GO): cytoplasm
Molecular function (GO): estradiol 17-beta-dehydrogenase [NAD(P)+] activity
Source: RefSeq, a predicted model, not a curated record
UACCUUUUUAACAGAUUUUCUUAAGGAAUAAAUUUGUGUUUGUUACUCUCUGCAACUUUGUACGCUUAGAACAGUUAUUAAAAUGGACCUCUUUGUAAGAUGCUUUAGAGCAUUGAUUUGAUCACAAAUAGACUGUAGGAAAUUAUGCUUGCUUUAUUCCAGCAGUGUCUUUCAGAUGUAAAGAUGCAUGAGAAACAGAGGAUUUUAAUGCUUUUUUUUCCAAACUAAAAAUCAUAGUAAAAAUAUUGAUUCAACUAUACAUUCCAAAACUUUAUUUGCAAGUUUUCAAAAAAUGCUGUACUGUAUAGCUAGUAUAAAUGGCUAGUGACUCUCUAACACUGGUAAUGGCAUAAGCAUCAGAAAGUGUAAACAUGGUUAUGAGGCCUAAAUUCAAGUCAGAUUGGUAGAAAUGUGAUUUAUGCACAUUAAGAUAGGUUUAUAAUUAGGAAAAUCCAGCUAGUAAAGCUAUUUUGAACUAGUGAGGUACAAAAAUUAAUGUAUUGCAGUUUAGGUCGUAGGCUUAAGUUAUAUGUUGAUUGUAUUAAGAGUGCAUCUCAGCCAGGAAAAAAAAAAAAAAGGCUAGCUCUGUUAUUUCAGGAGCUCUGCAGAUAGAAUCAUGCUAAACUCCUUGGUAGCAGGUAGGUCACUUUAACUAGAUGUGCAAACAUGCUCCACAAGUCCAACUACAACUACUCAGUUUCCAGUGAUUAUACAAAAUCAGGUGCACACUUCACAGCUGUUGAUAAGUUGCACUCAUAUGAAAUAUCUAUUCUGUGGUUUCAGAUUAUUUUUUUCAGUAUAAAAAUCAGGAUGUUGUGUAGUUUUGUAGUGGAAACGACUGUAUUGUGUGUUUUAAAUCAAACUCUUUACUCCUCUAAAUAAUAGUAAAUGAAGACCAGUAGAAUUAAUUAGACUAUUGUAAUAAUUGAAAAAUAUUUUUUCCUCUUGUUCAGCAGAUCAGUUUGUCUAGAAAUUUGUGCAUCAAAAUUCCAACUGAUGUUAUAAAACAGAGAAACAUGGAAUCCUGGUUUAAGGGGCUUAAAAGGAGAAAAUAACCUUUCUGUAAUUACAGUUGUCACCAUGCUAGUGGAAUUCCACUAAUGUGGUGUUGCAUAAAGCCUCACUUGCCCCUCCCACAUGCACUAAAUAUAAAUGUGCAUGAGCAGCAAAAGCAAUUUUCCAAAUAGCUGGAUCAGCCAAACAGUGUUUGUACAUAAUUAUGUAUGUGAAUGCUAAAAGCUGUGGUCACACAGUGUGAGAAGCCUGAUGAAUACAAAGAAUCAUAAUCAUAUUUUAUUACGAAGUUUUGGUGCUGUGUUCUCUUGUUGUUGGUCUGAAAAAUUAAUAAUUUAUCUUGUUGUACUGUCUACAUUAAUUUCCUCAUUUGGAAACUAAUGUAAUUUUAGGUGAAUGUUUCUGUGUAGUCCUACUCUUCUUGAGGUACUAACUAGUUUACAUCUGCUCGAAGCCUGGAAAGCUCCUUCUUGUGAACUGUGUUGCACUGACAUGGAGUUACUGUUUCUUGGAAAACUUUAUUCUUGAAUCUGUGAAUCGAAAUAGUUCAAAGAUGUCAGUGAUUGCAAGGAUGUAGUAAAGCUGAUGUGCUCAGAGCCUUCCUGGCUGAUUGUCCCUGCUGGUGUACCUCCUCACUUUCUCUUGUCUUGUAUGGGAGCAGUGCCAGAAAGCAAUGUGAGGAAUGUGUCUAAACAACUUGUCUCCUAAAUCUGCAUCACAUUUUUCAAUUUACUUUUUUUUCUUAAAAAGCUUGUUAGGACUUUAAGUUACAAACAUUCCCAUUGGAAGAAGGCGUUGUGGGAAUAAAAUGAUGUGUUGCUCUAUUUCAAAAGAACUGUAAGUGCUUUAAAGCAUAGAAAAUCUGAACACCGUUAGCAGAAGGAUCAUGUUUUGAGCGUUUGAUAUGUGUGGCAGACUCAAUGCCAGAAGCUGGUUGUGAUUGUGGCAAGGCUUUUCCUUUUCCUUCCAGUGGUGUACAAAAUGGUUAUUCUACUGCUUUAAAAAAAAAAAAAAAAAAAAAAACAACUUUUGUAGUUUACAUGUCUUACGAGAUUCAUCUUGUUUUGUAUUAAAUAUAGUCCAUAUUGACAGUGCAGAUUAUAAGCUCAUGAAGGAGCAUGUGUUUCUGUUUUUGUCUGGUUGGAGAUUAUCCCUUAAGCACGCAGGGUCUAGGUGUGCAUUUUUGGAUUUGCCGACUCAGGAAAGCUCGAGAUAGCAUUAAAGGCCAGUGACACAUUCUGCAGCUGCACUUAGGUUGCUGCUCCUCUGAGCAAGAACUCUUGCUUGACCCAUAGUUGAAAAAAUGGCAAGAAGAAAUGUCCUUAUUACAGGUUGUUCCUCAGGAAUUGGAUUGGCCUUAGCUGUAAAAAUGGCAAAAGAUGAACAGGAAAGAUUUAAAGUGUAUGCCACAAUGCGGAAUCUGGCCAAGAAAGAUGCACUUGAGGAAGCUGCAGGUCAUAAUCUGGGCAAAACCUUGGAAAUUAAGCAACUGGAUGUCUGUGAUGAACAGUCCAUUAAAACCUGUGUGAAUAGUAUCCCUGACAGGAGGAUUGAUGUCCUAGGCAACAAUGCUGGAAUGGGGCUCAUCGGACCAAUUGAAUGUCAGACUAUUGAUGAAAUGAAAACUGUGAUGGAUACCAACUUCUUCGGACUGGUUCGACUCCUAAAGGAGAUUUUGCCUGACAUGAAGAAGAGAAAGAGCGGCCAUAUAGUUAUAAUAAGCAGUGUUAUGGGAAUACAAGGUAUUUUAUUUAAUGAUGUUUAUGCUGCAUCUAAGUUUGCAGUGGAAGGAUUCUGCGAAAGUUUAGCUAUACAAGCACUCAAGUUCAAGCUGCAGUUAAGUCUGAUUGAACCGGGUCCAGUGGUUACAGAAUUUGAAAGAAAAGUGUUUGAAGAUGGAAUGAAAAUGGAUCUUUCAGCUGCAGAUGAGGAAACAGCUGACAUGUUUACUAAUAUUUACCUUAAAAAUUACAAACAAAUUUUUCAGAGCCUUGGACAAAGUGCUGAGGAAGUUGCAGAGCAUACAGUAAAGAUAAUACUUGCGGAAAAUCCACCUUUUCGCCAUCAGACAAAUACCUUGUAUACGCCUAUGACAACACUGAAAUAUGCAGAUCCAAAUGGAGAUCUACCCAUCGAUAUAUUCUACAAAAUGGUUUUUCAUCAUGACAAAAUCUUCAGUGCAAGUCUUAACUUCAUCAAAUUACUGAGGUGGAGAAGCAGAAAAAGCUUUGACCUGGGAAAAUCCUCGUCACAAUAAGUAUGAGAUUGUACAAGCUGGAAUAUUAGUUACAGCUGCUGCUAACGCCAUGUUGUUGUUUAUCCUGUAACUGUAUAAAGGCAUUCAAGAUCUUUGAGCUUACAUAAGAUAAUCACCUCAGUUUAUGUUUAUCUUUAGUCUGCAGGAUGUUGCAAUUAAAACCCUCUAUCUACAGGUUUAGUCCAUCUUAGCAACUGCUAUUUAGAGUUCUCUUUUUGUGGAAAGAUAAACAUUAACUUAAAUUCUUAAGUAUUUACUAUCAGUCUGCUUCCCUUCAACUAUAACCUAACACGCAUGGAGAUGUGUACUGUGUUAGAAGGCUAUUAAGAAUUUAUAAUUAUAUUUGAUGUAUGAAAAGUUUCAUUGAUCUUGAAGAGCAACAACUAGAGUAUUAAUUAUUUCUAUUGAAGCUAAGGUAUUCUGAAUGCUUCCUUUAGAUGCUCUGACAAAUGUAUUAGAGGAGUGUUUUUUUGUUCUGUUCCGUUUUGUUUUUAACAAAUCACCUCAUAACACCUUGCUGUCUUCCCAGUAGUUUGGUAGUUUUGGUUUUUUGUUUAUUUUUAACAGAAGUAACUAUUUUACUGAAAGGAGAUAAGAGCUUUUUAUUGCUGACAAUUUUUACGUGGAAAAAAAUUGCAAAUUCGUUAGAAUUCACCUUUAAAAUAAAUAAAAUGCAAGUCAAUACAGCAGAAGCAGCUGAAGGAGUAGCA